Closterium sp. NIES-67 is the source of this 6174-nucleotide messenger RNA. Lineage: Eukaryota; Viridiplantae; Streptophyta; Zygnematophyceae; Desmidiales; Closteriaceae. The record is from the annotation of a GenBank genome assembly.
AUGUGUGGUUUGAAUGUGCAAGCAUUUGUGUGGUGUGUGUUCUGGAGUUUGGGAAUGUGUUCUGUGUUAUUUUUUGUUUGAGCAGGUAUUUGUGAUGAUAGAUCUUGAGAAGAUCUUUCCGACGCAACAAGAAUCGCUUCAAUCGGAGCAAGAACGCGAAAGCUAUGAAGAUUCAAAGUUCAUGAGCUUGCGUUACAAUUGCGGCGGUUACUAAGUGAAGUUGUGGGGUGACUUUAUAUGGAGUUGGGACCUUUGGGGUUGGGGAAACUUGUCACUCUACUGUAACAGCUGCAAAUAGGUUGGGAACAACCAAGCUAGGUUGGCAAGGGUGGCCAACUUGGAUGGAUUGGUUGGGAAGGGACAAAGGUCAAAGUUGAGGUUCCUAUAGGGAGGGAAUCUUGGUGCUUAUGGGGUUUCCUUGGUUGGGGACUCUCUUGGGACCUUCCCUCUCAUCCCUCUCUUCCUAUCCCAACCUUUCUCUUGCUCCUUCUGAUUCCUUAAUUUCGGAUUUAUAUUUUGAGUAAUUCUAGCUCCUAAGUUCACCUAGCCUCCGUCCUUAAUCCUAACAAGUGGUAUCAGAGCGAUAUUAAGGACAUUGAGAGGAGUCUACAGAAGUGUGAAGACCCUUCUAGACCCACCAUGGCCUGUGGGUGUGCCUAAGUGGUGUUCUAAAGGUUGGAUGUGUCUUCCGCUAAGGGGAAACUCUGCCGAAAUUUCGUGGACGCCGACACUUGUGAAAAAUAUCAAGGGAGCUGUGUGUGGACAGCAAAGGGGAGCUGAAAUUCGUCAUUUCUCAAGGAGAAGAUGAAUGAGAGAGGAGGAGAUGCUAAUGGAAGAGGAGCUGUAGCUGAGAAGACAAGUGAGCCGCCGCCAUAAAAAGUUGAAGCUUUGGAUGGCUCCAACUAUGAGGAAUGGAGCGGGCGGAUGAGGAGUGCCUUCAAACGCUACAAGCUCCUGAAGAUUGCUGUUGGGGAAGAGAAGAUGCCGGAAGAAGGCGAAGCAUGUGAACGGUGGAUUGAGAAAAGCGCGGUGCUUUUCGACCUCAUCCUUCAAUCGGUCAACAAGGAGAUGUUCGAGGACAUCAAGGAUCUUGUGGAAGCGGAUGAUUCGGGUCCAAGGGCGUGGAAACUACUACGUGAUGUGAUUCAGCCCAACACUCUCCCAAUGGUGAUCGUGCUCGAGAAGGAACUUGCUGCCAUCUCCAUGCGACCAGGGGAUGAUGUGAAGCCGGUCCUUGACAAGAUCAAGGACACCUAUGCAAGGAUGGCAGCAGCGGGCAGCAGUGUAUCUCAGCUGCAGCAGUGCACCAAGAUCAUCUCGGUGUUGGACAACUCUUGGGACAACCUCAUCCCCACCCUCAACUCUCAGCAAGAUCAAUGGACACCUGAAUGGCUAAGGCAGCAGAUUCUGCAGGAGGACUUCUGUAGACGCCAUGUGGGAGGCGGUGCUGCCACGAAGACUGCUGAGGGGUAUGGAGCUGCAGGGCGCGGCAAAGGAAGAGGGGGUUGGAGAGGCCGAGGCCGUGGGAGGAGCUUUGGCAGAGGUAGAGGCCGAGAUUUGCUUAAUGAGGUAAAACCCCCUGGGAAGAUCAAGUAUGUGGCAGCAGCGUCAGGUGCUUUGCUCCCUGUCAUUGGUGUUCGAAAUGCCAAGGUUAAGGGAGCUAAUGGGGAGCUUGUGGGGCUUGGGAAUGUUCUGCUGGUUGAAGGCUUGUCUGCUAACCUUCUCUCUAUGCGACGACUGCAGAAGAGCAAGGCCGAAGUGACCUUUGGACCAACCAGCUGCCGUGCUAAGCUUGGGAAGAAGGUGCUGUGGAGUCUGGAAGAGGAGACCAGCUGCAUCAAGGACCUGUGGCAGCUGCCCAUCCUCCCAUGGAAUGGGAAGACUCCAUCAGCAGCAACGGCAGCAGCGGCAAAGGCAACAGCAGGAGGAGAUGCAACUGCACCAACUGAUGGGGUCCUGGAAGCAGUCAAGAAAGUGCAGCAGCAGCAGACACAUGGCGAGGUGCUUGCUGGUGUGGAUGCGAGCGCGGCAUGGGCCAAGGCUUCAUCAAGGAGUGGAGAGGCCGAUUGGGAGACAUGGCAUGAGAGGCUGUGUCAUGUGAACUUCCCUAUGCUGCAGAAGUUGGUGAAGGAUGGGAGCCUGAAAGGAUUGGAGGUGAAGGGGGGAGUGAAGGAGAUUGGGAGCUGCCCUACAUGCUUGGAGACCAAGUUCUCCAAGUUCCCCUUCAACAGCACUACAGGACCAGCCAAGACCCCACUUGCACUUGUGCACAUGGAUGUGGUGGGGCCCACAAGAGCCCCUUCCCUCUCAGGCAGCCACUAUUUCUUGACAAUUGUAGAUGACCACACUCGGGCAGUGUGGGUUUACCCUUUGAAGAGCAAGGGGGAGGUGGCAGCGGCUGUCCUUAAGGAGUGGAUGCCUAGAGCUCAGAGGGAAUGCGGACACAAGGUGAAGGUGAUCCGCAGUGACAAUGGUGGGGAGUUCAUUGGAGCUGAUUUUGAGGGGGAGUUGAAGAGGAAGGGGAUCCAGCAUCAACUGACAGUGCCCUACAACCCACAGCAGAAUGGCGUGGCUGAGAGGUUCAACAGGACCCUGCAGGAGGGGGCACGCACUCUCCUUGGGCGUGCAGGGCUGCCUGAUCCGUUUUGGGUGUCUGCACUGAGGCAGGUCGCCCUUGUGAAGAACAGGGUGCUGGCUACAGUUGGAGAUAAGGAGUGGAUCCCAUAUGUCAAGUGGUAUGGGAGUGCUCCAGCUGUGAACAUGCUGAGGGCAUUUGGGUGCAUGGUGGUGUUUCAUGUGCCUAAGGAGAAAAGGGGGAAGUUGGAGGCUUCUGGAAGAUGGGGUGUGCACUUGGGGAUUGCAAAGGAUCACAAAGCAUGGUUGCUAUGGGACUUGACCACCCAGAAGCUGACAGUGUCAAGGGAUGUGAAGUUUCUUGAGUCCCUGUACUAUAAGGAAUGGAAGCAGCAGCAACAGAAGCUUCCAUCUACACCGCUCAUUGUGGAGGUAGAUGAGGUGCAGCGGCCUUCAAGACAGGUGGAGGUUGCAGUGUCUGAGGAGGAGAUGUCUGGGGUGACUGAGGAAGGGGGAGCAGCUGAGGUGGAGCAGCAGCAGCAGCAUGAGUCUCCAUCUCGAGUUCCACACCCGCCUGAGCGACCUAGGAGGGAUGUGCGCCCUCCGGUGAGGCUGACCUAUGGGGGAAGAGGCAAGCCGAAUGUGGUGCAGGCUGGGAGUGUGGUUGAGCAGAUUGAGGAAGAUGAGAUCGCUCACUGCUACUGGGCACCAAUCCCUGAGCCCAAGACUCGAGAAGAGGCCUUGAAUGGACCAAAUGGGGAGAAGUGGAAGGCGAGUGAGGAUGAGGAGUUUGGGUCCCUGAUUGAGAACGAGACAUGGGACCUGUGUGACUUGCCUCCUGGGAAGAAGGCAAUCACUUCCAAGAUGAUCUACAGGCACAAGUAUGGACCUGAAGGGGAGCUGACCCGCUACAAGUCUAGGCUUGUGGCAAGGGGGUUUCUGCAGACAAAGGGGAAGGACUAUGAUGAGGUGUUUGCUCCUGUGGGGAAAGGAACAACACUGAGGGUGCUGUUAGCGAUCGCUGCACUCCUGGGAUGGAAGAUACGGCAGAUGGAUAUUGUGACUGCCUUUCUGAAUGGGAUCAUUAUGGAGGAGGUGUACAUGAAGCAGCCAGAGGGGCUGGAUGACGGGAGCGGCAGGGUCUGCAGGCUGAAGAAGGCCAUCUAUGGCCUUAAGCAGGCGCCUCGUGCAUGGUAUCACAAGUUGGAGGAGGCGCUGUUGGCUGGGGGUUUCAAGAAGAGUGAGUGUGACCCCAGCCUGUUCCUGCUGCAGGAGAAGGAUGAAAUCCUCAUGCUCUUGGUGUAUGUGGAUGAUAUCCUUCUCUUUUCUGCAUCCACUGCUUUGCUGGACAGCGCAGAGCAGAUGCUGGAGAUGCAGUUCAAGUGCUCCAAGAUGGGUGAGGUGAAGUACUACUUGGGGAUGCACGUGGAGAGAGAUGUGGAAAAGGGUGUGCUGAGGUUGCACCAGAGGAAGUACUGUGAGGGGCUGGCUGAGAAGUAUGGGCUGCAAGAUGGGGGAAAGCUAGCAACACCACUACCUUCAGGGUUUACUGUGGAGCCAUGUGCUGAUGAGGAGGUAGUGGGUGAGAGUGACAGGAAGCUGUUUCAUUCGAUGGUUGGGUCGCUGAAUUAUGCUGCAAAUCAUACACGGCCUGACAUUGCAUUUUCUACAUCACGGUUGGCUAGUGUGGUCUCACGCCCUAGUCAUGAGCAGCUGGAAGCGGCGAAGAGGUUGGUCCGCUAUGUGAGUGCUACGGCAUCAGUGGGAUUGGAGUACAGUGGAGUGAGGCAGCGGUUGCAGAGAGGUGCUGCAGAUGUGAAGAGUGGUGAGAUGCUCUUGAGUUGCUAUACUGACGCUAGCUUCAACUCAGUGAAAGCGGAUGGCACCAGCAUUGGGGGUUAUGUGUGCUUGCUGGGAGGUGGUGCUGUGAGCUGGCGCAGCAAGAAGCAAAAUGAGGUGGGAUUGUCUUCAUGUGAGACUGAGUACAUGGCCUUACACCAUGGGGCCAAGGAAGUGGUAUGGCUGAGGCGUUUGUUGGAGGAGUUGGGAGUUGGUCAGGAGGAGCCGACACUUGUGUUCUGUGACAAUGAGUCUGCAGUGAAGCUGGCCAAGAAUGCUUGUCUGCAUGGGCUGACAAAACACAUAAGGCCUAAGUGGCAUUGGGUGAGGAGAAUCCUUGAUAAGGAGGUGCGGCUGGAGAUAGUGAAGACCCAUCAGCAGGCAGCAGAUAUUUUCACUAAGCGUCUGGCGGAGGCGGAUCAUUGGAAGGGCAUGAAGCUUGCUGGGAUGAGUGUGCAUUGAGUAUGCAUGCUUGAGAUGUGGUAUGGUGGAUGAUGGUUGGCAGCCAGAGGGGGAGAUUGUUGUGUGAUGUCAUCAUAUGCUAUCACAUUCUGUCUGCCUCCCAUCCCAUGUUUUAAACUUGCAUGUGUGGUUUGAAUGUGCAAGCAUUUGUGUGGUGUGUGUUCUGGAGUUUGGGAAUGUGUUCUGUGUUAUUUUUUGUUUGAGCAGGUAUUUGUGAUGAUAGAUCUUGAGAAGAUCUUUCCGACGCAACAAGAAUCGCUUCAAUCGGAGCAAGAACGCGAAAGCUAUGAAGAUUCAAAGUUCAUGAGCUUGCGUUACAAUUGCGGCGGUUACUAAGUGAAGUUGUGGGGUGACUUUAUAUGGAGUUGGGACCUUUGGGGUUGGGAAAACUUGUCACUCUACUGUAACAGCUGCAAAUAGGUUGGGAACAACCAAGCUAGGUUGGCAAGGGUGGCCAACUUGGAUGGAUUGGUUGGGAAGGGACAAAGGUCAAAGUUGAGGUUCCUAUAGGGAGGGAAUCUUGGUGCUUAUGGGGUUUCCUUGGUUGGGGACUCUCUUGGGACCUUCCCUCUCAUCCCUCUCUUCCUAUCCCAACCUUUCUCUUGCUCCUUCUGAUUCCUUGUGAGAUUCUUGAACUUUGAUUGAACUUUUGAGAUUGAGUUAAGUUCUCCUCCUACAGCUUACCCCCUAGUGCGUCGAAAGCCAUAGCGUCGCGAAUACUUCAUCAAUCAACAUGAUUCAAAUUGGGAACGGUAGCUGAGAUUAAGAGCUACAAGACAUCCAAGUUUCGCGACAUUCCAACGGCUAGUUUUUUGUCGACGUCGUUUCUUGUGAAGACGAUUUUUCUGUCCAGAGUGCUCUUGUGAAGACGAUGGUGUCCGAGUAUGUUUUUGUCCCAUGUCGUGGAUGAACACGGGCGACGACGGUGGUUGGCAUUCGGUGUAGAGCGUGCUUGGUCUUGAUAGGGUUUUAGAAGCUGGUAUGGAAGGUGUUAUGGAUCUUCCAAGUGGCUGGUAGGCAGAAGCAGAAGGUGACUGAAGUGAUAUUUGCUUCAAUGAGGAGAGACCCGCAGAAGCAAGGUUGAAGCUUGGAUGGAAGAUGGCUGAUGUCGAGACUAUGGUGUGGAUAACCGUAGUGAUGAGUAGCCAAGUGCUUCUCCUGCUGUUGGAUGUCCAAGUGGCGUGUCCGGUGUUAGAGCUGAUGGACAACGGAAAUGAAAUGGAUUUGUCGGGUGUUGUGGUGUAAGCGGGUUGCGUCUGUAGGUGGAACGCGGAUGGCGUUGAUAAUGAUUGAGAUGUU